AAUGAGCAGAGCUCACUGUGGCAGCGUAUGGAGACGGAUGCGCUGAGAAAGAGAGAUCAAUUCGCCGUGGAACUGUUUUCAUUUAAACCUAUUUAUGCCACGACGCGAGAAAUAGCUUACACUGACUGAAAGCAUAGGAAAAUAGUGGACUGAAGAAGCACACUCCUGGUCCUUUUUGUUUUUUAUGUUUAAAAAAAGUGUCAAUCCAAGCGACCCGAUAGCUUUCACACAAGGGCGUGUGUGGGUCUCCGGGAGCAGCGGCUCGCUUUUUAACCCUUGCAUGUUGGUACUGUAUUUAUUUGAUAUUUUUGCUUCACUUGGGUCCGGAGGAUUUGCUUGAGGAUGGGGUGUACCCUGAGCACGGACGAUAAGGCGGCGGUGGAGCGUAGUAAAAUGAUCGACAGGAAUUUGCGGGACGACGGGGAGAAAGCCGCAAGAGAGGUCAAGCUACUGCUCCUCGGUGCUGGUGAGUCGGGGAAGAGCACAAUAGUCAAGCAGAUGAAGAUCAUCCACGAGGCAGGCUACUCGGAGGAGGAGUGUAAACAGUACAGGGCUGUGGUCUACAGCAACACCAUCCAGUCCAUCAUCGCCAUCAUCAGAGCCAUGGGACGACUCAAGAUCGACUUUGGAGACGCAGCCAGAGCCGAUGAUGCGAGACAGCUGUUUGUGCUGGCAGGGUCGGCAGAGGAAGGCUUCAUGACGGCAGAGCUGGCCGGGGUCAUCAAACGCCUGUGGAAGGACAGAGGGGUACAGGCCUGCUUCAGCCGCUCACGAGAGUACCAGCUCAACGACUCGGCAGCAUAUUACUUAAACGAUUUGGACAGGAUAUCCCAAGCUACCUAUAUCCCGACCCAGCAGGAUGUCCUGAGGACCAGAGUCAAAACCACAGGCAUUGUGGAGACACACUUCACCUUCAAGGACCUCCACUUUAAGAUGUUUGAUGUUGGAGGUCAGAGGUCAGAGAGGAAGAAGUGGAUCCACUGCUUCGAGGGCGUCACUGCCAUCAUCUUCUGUGUGGCGCUCAGCGACUAUGACCUGGUGCUGGCUGAGGAUGAGGAGAUGAACCGGAUGCAUGAGAGCAUGAAGCUGUUUGACUCCAUCUGUAACAACAAGUGGUUCACAGACACCUCCAUCAUCCUCUUCCUCAACAAGAAGGACCUGUUUGAGGAGAAGAUCAAGAAGAGUCCUCUAACUAUAUGUUACCCAGAAUACGCAGGCUCCAACACAUACGAGGAGGCUGCAGCCUACAUCCAGUGUCAGUUUGAGGACCUGAACAAGAGGAAGGACACCAAGGAGAUCUACACCCACUUCACCUGCGCCACCGACACCAAGAACGUGCAGUUUGUCUUCGACGCCGUCACUGACGUCAUCAUCAAGAACAACCUGAAGGACUGUGGACUCUUCUAAGACCUAGAUUUGAUCGAUGGAAGUUUUCUGGCAGCGAAAAGCCAGCAUAAUGUUCAUUUUCGGGGAGAAGAUCACAAGAAUCUGAGCGGGGAGAAUCAAUUAUGGACCAUUGCUGUACUAUAUGCCACUUUUAACUAAUGUAUUUAUGUUUUUGUCUUGGGACAUUUAGAAUUAGUGUUUAAACAUUUCUGUAGGAUGUUUGUAUCAUUUGUAAAACAAUUUUCACAAUUUUUUUUUCUUUUUUGGAAGAAGCUUGUUUUAUUUUGUUUGUUCCUUUUUUAAGCCCUCUCUGGAAAAGGAAGCUUGCCUUUUGGUGGAAAUAUUCAUUUUCUCCCUUCCCAAUUGUUAGGGGAAAAGGAUUUGAUUUGAGCUCAGUUUGUUGGUACCUUUUUCUCUGCGGUCUCUUGACACAUUUCUAGUUUUUUUGCCUGCUGAAAUCGUUCCAACAUAAAAGGUGAAAUGUUUCCUUUGUUAAUAACCCUAUCUUCUAAUGUGCACAUUCCCGGCCAAUUUAGUGGUGACCAACACAGCUCCGCCCACAGGCUGUCCCAUACUAAUGUGUACCUGUACCUGGAAAGGGAUGCGGUUUUUAACAGUACACCGUAUCCAAUGAGAACACUAGCUAGGUCAAGGAGCUUACACUAUGCUGCAGAAUUAAAGAAUGGCUAAACCGGAGUCAUAUUUUACUGUAUAUUUUAAGAUUUAUUUAAGGAGGCUUCGGGGACUUGGUCUCUGCGAUCACUGCAGAAUCAUAAUUGUAAAGCAAAGUCAAAAUGGAUGGGGAGCAAACACAUGGUUAGGGUCUGUAACCUUCAAGAAACUGCCACCGCUGUCUGUGUGUGUUCUCCAACAGAUGGGGAGCCUUGGUAGACUCAUUCCCGUAUUUUGCUAAUAAAAACCCUUUACAAACCA
Molecule: messenger RNA, 2319 nt
Organism: Coregonus clupeaformis (lake whitefish)
Lineage: Eukaryota; Metazoa; Chordata; Actinopteri; Salmoniformes; Salmonidae
Product: guanine nucleotide-binding protein G(i) subunit alpha-1
Exons: 9
Coding region: 343-1407 (354 amino acids)
Biological process (GO): adenylate cyclase-modulating G protein-coupled receptor signaling pathway
Cellular component (GO): heterotrimeric G-protein complex
Molecular function (GO): G-protein beta/gamma-subunit complex binding; G protein-coupled serotonin receptor binding; GTP binding
Source: RefSeq, a predicted model, not a curated record